This is a messenger RNA of Bacidia gigantensis, 1707 nucleotides long. RefSeq lists its product as uncharacterized. The transcript is spliced from 3 exons. NCBI's taxonomy places the organism in Eukaryota, Fungi, Ascomycota, Lecanoromycetes, Lecanorales, Ramalinaceae. Gene Ontology annotation, biological process: protein homooligomerization. The record is from RefSeq and is a predicted model, not a curated record. Bases 1 to 1707 code for a protein of 568 amino acids.
AUGUGGGCUGGGGACGUUGUGCAGGAUGCUUCCACAGCGGCCUCUAUCACAGACGUUAAUCAAUUCCAAUUUGACGACUUCACUCCUGAAGCUUCUGCUGUCGCAAGACUACAGGCUCCAACAUCAGGCACGGAUUCUCCGUCAAAUGGGUCGAAAUACCCUGCCAAAGUCCCUGGCGUUCUUCGACAAGGAGAUCCGAUGUUGUAUAGAAACGGUGACGGCGCGUUGCCACCGGAGAAAGCAUUCGCGAUACAGAUAGGAUGGAGGCUAUUUAGGUUGUCAGGGGCUAGUAUUCUAUCCGAUGGACCCUCCUAUUUUUCAACAUUUUUCGAGGAGCAGAUGCGUCAGCAUGAAGAAGACGACGGACCUGUAAAGACCCUCUACAUAGAUCGCGACCCUGAGACCUUUGCUGAUAUCUGUCGUCACCUUCAAGGCUACUACAUUGUUCCUCACGACAACGCUCAUUAUGUUAGACUGUACGCUGACGCCCAAUUCUACUCCUUGCCGCGCCUCAUUUCCCAGUUGUUCGAGUCCGACAUCUACACCACAAUCGGUGGUGUUCCUUUUCAGAUUCCACGUGACACCUUCUCUGGGCCUGGGAAUUCCUCAAACUUCUUCACGCUCGGUUUCUCUGGCAUGAUCGGUACUAGAGAGAAUGCUUUUCCCGGCCUAGAAUCUCGUGGGUUAAUGCGCCCACCUCCUGUUCCACCUCAAAGUAUACCCAACCGCUCUCCUGAGAUCUUCGCUGAUCUCAUCAACUUUUCGCGCGGCUAUCCGAUUACGAUUCGCGACCCUGACCACCGCGCUGCUCUCCUCAGUGACUGCAAAUAUUACGGCUUUAAGGGCUUGAUGCACCAAAUUUUCGCACACGACAUUUCCUAUAAUGCCGCUCGUUCAUGCACGGAAAUCGUCAUGCGCCUGGAAGACAUCCACAAAUCCGGCGUCUCCUUCUACUCCGACCCUUUACCUUCUGACCAAUCACCUCUUGGUGGCUGGGUACACUACUCCCGCCCCUUUGUAGACGAAACCUCUUACGAAGUAAUCGUCGAAAUCGGCAGCGCGUGGGAAACCAAAGUUGAUUUUCGAUCUAUGCGUGCCGAAUUCCACGGCGACACAAAAGCGCGCAUAUCUUCCCUCUUCCAGACUGUUGCGGAUAAGAUGAAUUUACCAUCGAAUCUUCCGUUAGGAUUGAUGAUGAGCAGUGGAGGAGCAAGCGCGGCACCUGCAAGCCCAGCCAACACACCAUUGAGCGAGGACCGCGUCAAGAUCAACAUCGGCGGUGACGCACACAUUAUGCUUGAUGGCCAAGAGCAUAUUAUGGAUCCGUUUGGCAGCAGCGCGGGUCAAUCAGAACAUGAGGAUUGGAGUAACACUCCGCUGCCACCGCAAUCACCGGUACCAAGGCUUUCUCCAAGGCAAUUCCAGAGCGCAACCAGUGGGAGUAGUAUGCCUGGUGGACCACCAAGCAAGAAACGCAAGCGAAGAGGUAGCCUCGACGAAUUCGGUGAAUGGAUCAUCAGGCACGGCCAGUGGAGAUUACGAGUGCAGGCGAAGCAGGAAUACGGCAUGGGAUCUGUAAGUUCUAGGAUGGGAAGGGCGUUUGAUCCACAGAGUGGAACAAGCAUGGAGAUUGUGCUUUGGGCUGUAAGAUUGGAGGCGGUCAGUGGGCAGCGAGGGAGGAACAUGGCAAGGGGCUGGGUGAAUUGA